AUGACUGAAACAAAUGGAGACGAGCUACACGCUUCACAUGAUGUUAAUGGACACGAACAUGCAGAUACCGAUGAAGAAGUAGCUGAUCAACAAAAUGAUAGUAACAAUGAUGUACAAGAAGAAAUCUUACCACCUAAACCUAAAUUACAGCCGAUUAUUGCUCCUGAUAUGUUUCCUCCACCUAUUGUUAUAUGUGAAAAUCCCGAAAAUUAUCCUGAAUCAUAUCGAACAAACACUAAAAAAGAAGAAUUAAUAUUAACAUUUAUUGAGAAUUUUCGUCGUCAAUAUCAUUAUAUUUAUCGUGAUCGUAAACCACUUUUUCUCAAUCCAUUAAAUGAAUGUGGUUUACCUAAAUUUGUUUGUACAACCGUUCAACCAACAUUACUUUCAUUUUCAAAACUAUUUCAAUGGAAUGAUGCAGCUGAAUUUGUUGCCGAUCAUCUUAAUUAUGAAUUACUUGAACCACCCCAUGAACUUCCUAAAACACUUUGGUCACCGGAAAAAGUUCUUUAUGAUCAUCGUGGUAAUUGUUUUGAUUAUGCUAAUCUUCUUUGUUCAUUCUUAAUUGGUGCUGGAUAUGAUGCUUUUGUUGUAAGUGGUUAUGCAACAAGAGAAGUUUGUUUUAUGGAUACAACUCGUUUACCAAAUCCAUAUAUAAAAAAACGAGAAGAAAAACAUAUCGAACGGAUAAAACCUCCACAUAAAAAAUAUACCGUUAAACCACCAAAAGAUUUAACAUCGAAAUAUGAUGCUUAUAUGCAUCAACGACAUUUGGAUAAAAUUCAAGCAGAUAAAAAUCGACGUCAAGAAGAAGAAAAUAAACGAAUAGCUGAAAUUGAAAAACCAUUACCGGAUCCUCUAUAUGGUAUUCGAGUGCAUGCUUGGGUACUUGUUUUACCGGGUAAACGUGAAGUACCUGAAGCUUUUUUUAUUGAACCAACAACGGGUUAUGGUAAAGCAACAAAUGAUGUUGAAUAUUUGGGUAUUGAAAGUGUUUGGAAUCAUCAAAAUUAUUGGGUUAAUAUGCAAGAUUGUUCCAAUGGUUGUGAAUCACUCCAAUUCGAUUUAAAUGAUCAAGCUCGUUGGGAAUUUAUGUUUACUUAUUCAACUAGUUUACGUGGAGCAGUAACAGCUACAUUAAAUACUAUCGGUAAUUCUGCAAUUCUUGAUGAAGAAGAAGACAAAGGAACUGUUGACACAACUCAAAAAGAUAUUGAAGUACCUCCAUCAUGGGUUCGUCAUCUUGAUUUAACACCAGCAGAAUUUCAAAAUCGUUAUCCACAUUCUCGUAAAACAUAUUUCUACAAAAAGACUCGUGUUGAAAAAUAUGCACCAUAUUUCAUGAAAGAUGGAAUUGUUCUUAAAAUAUCUGAAUUUGCUGAUUAUGAUUUUAAAGAACUUAUUUAUGUUACACAAAAAUAUGAACAUCGUCAUGAUAAACUUGAAGAGCGUGGACAUGAUAUAAGAACUAAUACAGUUUGUGAAAUAUAUCUACCUGGUAGACCUGAUCAAUUAAAAGAACAUACGUAUGGUUUUGGACCAGAAUUUGAGCGAACAAUGAUUUAUUAUGAUAAAGCACGUUUAGAUGGUUUAGCUAAACGACAUGAAACAAUGCUUGAAUUAACUGAUUAUUUUGUUAAUCGUGAUGAUUUUCUUGAAUAUCGUAAAGCUCUAUUUGAACCACGUCCUAAAAAAUUCGGUCCAGCUGAAAAAGAUAAUCAACGACCGAUAAUUUCUAUAACAGAACGAUAUGGUCGUAAUGUAGAAUUAAAUGCUAAUGAUGAUAUUCGUGAAUUAGUUUUUGCUAUUAAAGAUGAUAAAUUUGUUAUUACAUAUCAUCGAGAUGAUAUUCAUAUAACACCAUCGACAAGAACAUACAUCAAACCAGUGAACUGGAAUGAUAAAACAAUAACAAUAAAAUGGAGUGAUGAUUUAUUAUUAGAAACUUAUCAAGCUGAUGAAGACUUUAAACAAAUGUCUAAACGUGAUCUUUAUUAUAAAAUGCUCAAACUUAUGGAACAAGAAGAAGAAGUUACGCGACGUGUACAAAAAGCAGAAGAUGAAAUACGUGAUCUUCAAAAUCGUCGACAACAAGAAGAACUUUCAAAUGAACUUGAAUAUAGUGUCUACGAUACAGAAAGAAAUAAGAAAUCAAGAGAAUACAGAGAUUUAUUAGAUAAAAGAGAUAAAGAAGAAAAAAGAAAAAGAGAAAUUAAAGAUGUUGAUUAUCUCGCACCAUUUCUUGCUGCUAUUGGUAAACCUAGUCGAAUUAAUGCUCAUACCGCUCAAACAUUACGUACUUCAGCACAACAUGACUUCAAAGAACGUUCAAUUCGUAAAGCUAAUCUAAUGCAAGCACGUUAUGAAAAUGAAGUUCAAGAACUUAUAACUAAACAACAAUGGUAUCAAAAACAUCAAAUUGGUAUGACUAAAGAAGAUGAACUUGAAUAUCAACGUGUAUGUCAAGAUGCACAAUUUCGUUUACAUAUUCUUGAAGAACGACUUGAUCGACAUAAAAAAUUAACAGCCGAGAAAUAUUUGCAACUUGAAAGUAAACUUAAUGAAGAUCCACGUUUAAAAGAACCAUAUAUUAUCCCUGAAGAAAAAAAAUAA
Molecule: messenger RNA, 2613 nt
Organism: Adineta steineri
Lineage: Eukaryota; Metazoa; Rotifera; Eurotatoria; Adinetida; Adinetidae
Source: the annotation of a GenBank genome assembly